CGCUGAGAAGUGGGAUGUUUGUCAAGGGCGACAUCAUUAUACUUUCGCCAUUGCACCACUCUACAUGUCGCCACUCGUCGUAUUGGGCUCGAGCGAUAGCCGUUUUCACUGUUGAUCCCUCUGAAUGAUCAUCUGAAGAACCUCGUGCUGCGAACGACUGACCGAUACAUCGCCUCGCCCGAUUGACGGCUGAUCGUUCACGCUCAACGACGGUAUGGCUACCGAAUCGCCGGUGCUGUCGAAUGGCCCUCUUUCGCCAGAGAACUCGAUUGCGAUCGCAUCAGCCAACGAUGGAGAUGACAAGGCUGUCGCAGACCAGUCGACCACGUCAAUCACAUCCGACGCUCUCUCGUCAAAAGCAGGCCACUCGGCGGAUGCAAUCAUAGGAGGAGCAGAGGGGUCCGUUGUUUCGCCGCAGCAGACCGCACAUGAUGUAUCAUCACCACGUACUCAGUCUCCCUCGCCGAGUGUAACUCCAUCAUUAGCCCUCGAUGCUGUUCCAGCACUGGAUCUACGAUCGGUUUCCACGCCGUCAAGCUCCGAAGGUUCGACGUUAUCCCACCGACCCAGAUAUUCCUUCCGUUCUGAUGGCGGCGCUACAGUUGUGCAUCGAAGAGGCUAUAUGCGACCUCAAGGGACUUCCUUUGCGGAAUCAGCCCGAAGCCGAGACAGCGUCAUGAGCUUAGGUAGCAUCGCCCACAUGCAGUAUUACUUUGCCCGUACGGGUCUGUUGGACGGAAAGGGAGGACAACUCGCAAAAGAGAAGAAGAGAAGCAGCAGCGCGACGGUAACAACAACUACGACAAAGAACCGAGAGAGUAUGGAGCCAUCGUCCUUUCUGAUGUAUGAUUUCGGAUCGACGGCGUCGUCUGUUCAAGACAAUGCCUCGAAUUACGCCAUCUCCGAUUCAGGUAUCGACAGCUGUAUUUUGGAGAGUCCAAGUGAAAUGCAGCACAACGGCGAACCAUGGGCAACCUCACCAGAUUCAAUGAUGCUCCCGCCGACAGUAAGCACAUACAAAGUCAAGCCUGAAUUCAUCGAACCGCCUCCAGAUCUUCCGGUCUUGCGGAGGGAGCUGAAAGAAGCAUUGCAAGACGCAUGCAAGGUCCUCGAGGAGUCGCAGAAGCCUGUAUUGAUUGAUGGCGAACCGCCAGCAGAGAACAGCGGCUUUUAUGAAGUGCAGGGUCUACAUCUUUUGGACAUCAUCACCCUAGCCAUCCGUGCCGCCAAGAACUAUUAUACGGCUCACUCAAAUCCUCAAAAGCUUUAUGCGAUCCGCUCUGAGAAGGUCAUUCGAUCCGAUCUAUAUCAAGUGCUCGACACUCUAAAACGCAUGGCAAGCCGAAAUUUCCGCGGUGGCGUCCGCCUGCUCGAGCUGACCGAGAUCGUCACCUGGAUCGAAAGCAUCGACAAGCUUCUGAAAAAGGAAGAGGCUCAGGAGCAGAGUGAUGCGGCUGAGCGAGAAAGUUGGGUCUGGCGCGAGGGUGACUGGACUGGCCGGGAAAGAGAACGCGAAUGGUUGUUCCUCAAGUCCUUUGAUGCCAUGGAACCCGCCCUGCCGCAGUGGCCCGAGGCAUCGAGCUCGGCCGAGACCCGUCUUCCUAACGAUUUCCUUCUCGCUCUACAGAAUGGACAGCGAUUAGUCCGACUCCACAACACUCUGGUUGGCCGCUCGAAUCGUCGGUUCGGCGACAUCAAGACUUUCCACACCGACACGGCAAAACCUUACCGCAUGUCCGAGAAUCUGACAUACUGGGUCAAAGCUGCGGAGUUGCGAUGGGAUGUCCUGAUUACCGUGCCAAUCGCUGAUGUUGUCCACAGCAAAGACAACGCGGCGUGGAAGGCCUUUGAUGAAGCUGUCCUCGCGUGGAGCCGUGGCGUCCGCAAAGAGCUCAUGGACGAAUGGACUCUCGAAGCUAAGAUCUCGGAAAGGAGACGACCGCCGGAAGUCAAAGUCGACGAAGUCGAGGUCGGUGCGCAAAGCUCAGAACAUAAGAUUGAGAGCGCUACCGAGCCCACGCCUGCGGUCGAAGCAGACAUCGAGGUCGCUGCUGACAAGACCCUGGUGGCAGAAACGGACGUUGUCACUGCCAGUGAGAAGGAGGAUAAGCAGACGGCAGUGGCGGAGACGCCUUCAUUGGCCGCUGAAGCCACGCCGCCAGUCUGAGAAGCAGGAUCGUCUACCUGCACAAUGGAGGGAACAGAAAAGGAAGAAGAAAGAGAUGAUACCCGACGGAACGAACUCGACUCGAGAUUAAGAGUCCUGACAUUUACUUUUAUUUUUGACUACUUUGAUAUGUUUAUGCGUGUCGCGCGUUGAUCCUGAUUGCGUAAUUUCCUGAAUGGUCUGGCUACCGCCAGUAUGUACGCGUACGCACUUCCCUUUUGUUUAUGAGCAUUUUUCUGCGGGUAUCGAUCUGUCUCUUGCAUGACGGAAGAGAGAGAAACAGGGCGAGGCAGGAGAGAGAAAGGACCAUGAGAGUCUGGCAGUGACCUCUCUUUGUUAUCACGAUGGCGAGGAGGAAGGCAGGGAAGAAGAGCGAGGGAACAAUGCAUCCCAUUUUAUGGAUGGAUCGAUCAAUCAAAAGGACUCUAUCGUCUAAUAAUUCAUAGAGUAUGAACUGACUUGCAGUCCUU
Messenger RNA from Dissoconium aciculare CBS 342.82, 2637 nucleotides. RefSeq lists its product as uncharacterized. The record is from RefSeq and is a predicted model, not a curated record. Bases 215 to 2167 code for a protein of 650 amino acids. Lineage: Eukaryota; Fungi; Ascomycota; Dothideomycetes; Mycosphaerellales; Dissoconiaceae. The transcript has a single exon.